Acyrthosiphon pisum (pea aphid) is the source of this 3934-nucleotide messenger RNA. RefSeq names its product TBP-associated factor 3 (gene Taf3). The record is from RefSeq and is a predicted model, not a curated record. Gene Ontology annotation, molecular function: p53 binding; protein heterodimerization activity; transcription factor binding. The transcript has 10 exons. Gene Ontology annotation, cellular component: transcription factor TFIID complex. NCBI's taxonomy places the organism in Eukaryota, Metazoa, Arthropoda, Insecta, Hemiptera, Aphididae. The coding region runs from base 350 to 3070 and encodes 906 amino acids. Gene Ontology annotation, biological process: positive regulation of transcription by RNA polymerase II.
GCCAGUUGUAGCUACGAUUUUAAUAUAUUCGUCAUUGUGUAAACGAUGAUCGGCAGCCGAGUGCCGGCUAAAAUGAUGCCACCGAAUACACCGCGCGACGAUAUUUAAUACAAUAAAAAUGUUUGUGGCGGCGAUACCUAAUGAAAAUUGACUCAGUUUAUCAGUAGAUAUUUACAUUAUUAUCACCUCGUCGUUUACCGACGACGACUUUUGUUUUGUUCCGUCGUCUGCGCUCAUACAGCAAUGAUUUCGAAUUUCGCUCGAUGACAUCCGCAAUAUCUCUACGGUUUACGGUAAAUCAUUCAUCGAUCGCGAACAGUCGUUUUGAACGAAAUUCGAGAGCACCAACAUGACCGACGAGUUUAUCAGAAAAGGAUUGACCACCUCCGUGGCGCAGAUAUGUUCGAACAUUGGUUGGCAUUCCAUGUCGAAUUCGACAUUGCAAAUGAUGACAGAUAUCCUGUACGAGUAUUUCAGAGAUCUAGCUCAGUCAGUCAAAAAAUUCUCCGAGAUUUCUGAUACAAUAGAGCCAGAUAUUGAUGAUGUGAAAAUGGCAUUUCGAGAUAAAGAUGUUGCUGUACCUGAUUUAAUAAGAUAUUUGAAACAAGUUGGGUCAAUAGAGUUUCCUCAUCAAGUACCUAAGUUCCCCAUACCAACAAAAUCAAAUUUAAAUAUCAUGAAACCAGGAAGCAGAGAAAUUGUGACCAGACCGGUUUAUGUUCAUGAACAUCUUCCUACAAUGUAUCCUGAACAAUCUGAUGAAAGACCAAUGCAAAAUGAUAGAAGCCAGACACCACACUCAAGUUCUUCAUUAGGAAUUUUUAAUGAGCCGCUAAGUUUUCAAGAAUCUCAGGCUUCCAAAUAUGAUAGAUCAUCGAAAGACAACCUGGUGGUUCAUAGACGUCUUAGAGAGAUAUCUAGUGUGGUUAUGACAACAUCUGGAUAUCUUUCACCGUCUCGAGAAGGCAAAUUGCCAGAAUCGCGAUUAAUGCCAUUUCCUAAUUUCAAAGUCAAUUCAUCACAUGCAUCAUCUUCUUAUCCAACAGUCCCACCAGAAGUCAAAGGUGAACACAUACAACAACGAAAUAAGAAAUUAUCACAAAAAACAUUGAACAAUUUUAAAGAAAAGGGAAAAAAUAUAGGUGACGGUAAUAAUAGCAAUAAUAUUAAUAAUAAUAAAAAUGAAGACUCUAAAGUAAAAAAACUGGCAAAUGUGAAAGAAACUUCAAAACUUAAAGCAUUGAAAACUGGUGCUAUCCGGGAGUCUAAUCAAGGACCACGACUUAAAAAACCUCCAAAGAUCAAAGAUAAAUCAAAAUUAAGUGUAUUAAAUACUAUAUUUGAUAAGCCUAUUCAAGCAUCAACAUCACAUUCUAAAUACUCAAAAAGCCUUUUGUGUGACAGUGAAAAACUGACAACAGAACCUGAUAAGCAGAAAUUAAAUAUAUUUAAAAAAAUAUCCAAAGUAAAAGAAGAUAAAAAUAACGAUAGUUCAGUACAUCAGAUUUCAAAAUUAAAUAGCUCGAUUAUAUCUAGGCCAAAUUCUACUAUUGUCAGUUCAGAUAUUUUGGUUAAGCCUGAAGUAAAGGUUGAAAUUAUUGAGGAGAAACAAUUUAAGCCAGAUUUCUUCAAACCAACUGUUGAAACAAAAAAAACUGAUAGUGUACAUAAACCAUCUAUAAAAGAAACCAAACCAGAAUUGGAUUCUAAUGUACCUAAGAAACGAAAAAAAAAACAGAAAAUACCUAGUGAUGAUAAUGUCAAAAGCGGAGACCUUAAAACCAAGAACAAUGGAAAUAAAAAGUCAAAAAAUAAACAUGAUUCUGACCUGUUUUCAUCCCCUUUAAAAUUUUCAUUUUUUGGUCAUCUACCAACAGUGCCUGGUCUCCUGCCAGCCGUGCCAAGUAUUUUACCACCAUCUCUUGCUUUAAAUCCAUUGGUUCCAAAAUAUACUGCUCCUAAUAAUGUUAUACCAAUAUUAGAAAAAACAAAUACAGCUGCUUCUAUGAUGUAUUUGCCUUUACCAGGAGAGGAUGAUUUUGAUAAAUCUGAGUUUGACGAACUUUCAUCUACUCUUACUUCUGAAAAAAAAAAAGUUCCUACGGAAAAGAUUAAACCCAAAAAAGAGCAUAAAAAGAUUAAAAAAGAAAAGAUAAAGUCUAAAAAGAAAAAAGACAAAAAAGACAAAACUAAACAAAAAGAACGAAGCGAAAGAAAGAAAGAAAAAUUAUUGAAAAAAUUAAAGAACAAAGAAAAAGUGAACUCCGAAGAAUCUAAACUGGAGCCUACUAUCACUGAGGAAAAAGAACCAGAACCUGUUUUGAAAGAAGAAGACCCAUUGGUCCCAAAAAUAAAGCUGAAGUUACCAGGUUCAAAUGGAUCAAGUUCAUCUCCAUCAGUACAGCGGAAAAUUGUAAUCAAGCCUAUAGUUAAAAAUAAAUCUCCCUCGGAAUGUAUUGACGAAUCACACAAUUUAUCUAAAGAAAAGUCACCAGUAGAACGAGUUAAAUCAUCUACUAUAAAAUCUAAAGCACACUCUAAAGAUAAAUUAUCUACAACUACCUUACCAUCUGUGCCAUUAGUACCAAAAGAAGAAGAAAUUGAAAGUGUUACUGAACCUAUACCUAAACCAUCUAAAUCAAAAAAAACAGCUGUACUUCCUCCUAGUACUGUUAUGGAUUCUGAUAUCCCUGCCACAACUUCCGGAAAUGCUUCUGUAUCUUCUGCUGUUACGAAUUCUGUUGCAUCAAGUAAUAAACAUAAGGUUAAAACUACCAAGAAAUCUAAAAAAAUUACUACUCAACCACACCCAGCUUUUUACUUUGACGAUGCUGGAAAUCAAGUUUGGAUAUGUCCAACUUGUGGAAAACAAGAUGACGGCAGUCCAAUGGUUGGUUGUGAUGGAUGUGAUGCAUGGUACCAUUGGGUUUGUGUGGGAAUUCAGUGUCCACCAGAUUGUGCUGUAUGGUAUUGUCCUACUUGUUUAUUAAAACGAGCUGAACGAGGUGUGACUGCACCAGUUGAAAAGGCUAAAAGAGGAAGACCACUAAAAAAGAAAUCAAUUUCUUGAUGAAUCAACCCUAGAUGUAUACAACUAUACUGAGUGCGCAAAUCGGCGGCGAUCAAAACUCAUCGUAGUUGGCGCAUCUCCUACCAACGCGACUCCCACCGUGAGAACUAAAAUUAAACAAUAAAGUAAUAAUUGUUAAUAGAUAUAAACUGUCAAAUGACAAAAUUCGAUAACAGACCAUAGCGCUUGGUGGUUUAAGACGACGUACUACCAGUCAACUUGGUGGGAGAAAUUAGACCUCAAAACCGCGGAGCGACUUCAUUUGGAUGCCCGGCCGACUUACGCUCUCUCGGCACACUCAGUAUAGAUAGCCGUCUUUAUACUACAGUUGUGACCAAUGUUGAAAUCGGCUGCCAUCUAUAAAGCAGACAAUGUUUACAUUUAUUUUACAUUUAUUUAUAUACAUAUAUAUUUAUCUAUACAUAUAUACUAUGAUAAUAUUAUUAUGUAAAUGGCGGCCGACUUCCAUGACAAGAAGGAGACGGCUAUCUAGUUGUUGUAUAUAUCUAUAGAAUCAACAUAUUUCAUUAUUAAAUAAAUAUUAAACAUACCAUUCUGAUUAGGAUAUUUGUUCUUAAACGAUAAAUGUGCUCUUAAAUUAUUAUGUAGCAAUUUUUAAAUUUGUCAUGUCUUACAAUACUGUUAAUGUAUUGAUCUUAGUGUGUAAUGUGUUCAUAAAAACUUUUUAGCUUACUCAGUAGUUGAAUUUAAAUUAUUUUAAGAUAUGUUGAUUCCGGAAUACCUAACUGAAUAGGUUGUUUUGAAAUCAUAUAAUGAUGUAAAUGUACUUGUUAUUAGUGAACUAUAUAUGUUUUAUUUGUCGUAUUCGUUUAUAUACAUAGAUGAUAGAUAUUAUUAAGAAAA